Molecule: messenger RNA, 341 nt
Organism: Ambispora gerdemannii
Lineage: Eukaryota; Fungi; Glomeromycota; Glomeromycetes; Archaeosporales; Ambisporaceae
Source: the annotation of a GenBank genome assembly
AUUUUGCGCGUUGUGCUUCAUAUUUGUAUAGUUUCCUAAAAUUUUUUCUGAGCGCAUGUAGUGUUGAUAGGAAAUUGAAGUUGGAAUGUGAAGUGAAGUCCAUUAGAGGUAUUCGAAUAGAGUUAUCCAGAGAGUGUAGUGUGUUACAAAGAUGGUUGUGUGAUUCAACUAGUGAAGAGUUUGUUAAGUCAUUAUACGAGUUAUGGAGUUUGAUGAGAGUGGAAUCAGCUGCCAUGAGAAUGAUGUUUUUGAUUUUGCUCCAAAGAGUGUUGAUGUUAGAGAGUAUAAGUGGAUCAAUAAAUGAGCUUGACAUUUUUGUGUGUAGUGUGAAUUUAGACCAG